Arabidopsis lyrata subsp. lyrata is the source of this 915-nucleotide messenger RNA. RefSeq names its product actin-related protein 2/3 complex subunit 5B. Lineage: Eukaryota; Viridiplantae; Streptophyta; Magnoliopsida; Brassicales; Brassicaceae. The transcript is spliced from 4 exons. Gene Ontology annotation, cellular component: Arp2/3 protein complex; cytoplasm; actin cytoskeleton. The coding region runs from base 376 to 780 and encodes 134 amino acids. Gene Ontology annotation, biological process: regulation of actin filament polymerization; Arp2/3 complex-mediated actin nucleation. Gene Ontology annotation, molecular function: actin filament binding. The record is from RefSeq and is a predicted model, not a curated record.
AAUAGCGUUGAGAAAUUCUCUCUCGGUCGUUUUAUCACUCGAUUGCUUUAUUCUCUCUAAUCUCAAGUAAUCUUCGAAUCCUGGUAGAUUCUUGUAUGAUUUGAUCCUAACAUUUCUGAAUUAUUGAUCUGAUCGCAUCAUGUGUACCAUCGGCAAUGAUUUUUUACGUGAUUAGAAUUGAGUUUUCGUGAUUGUUACUUCUCUUUUUGGAUUUUUAUAGGCUUAAUUUGUUUUGCAUUGCCUCCUUUCAUUAGUAAUUCAUAUCCUCUAUGUUUCCUUAUGCAGCAAGUUUUCGAUUUGAAUGAAUAAAUGAAAUGAAUUGAUUAGGUUUAAGAUAAUUUUGCCGGAGAGUGUAGAGAAAUAGAAAGAGAUCCAAUGGCUGGUGCAGCAGCACUUGUUGAAGCUGAUAAUGCAAAUGAAAUAAUGGCAAGGAUCGAAACCAAAUCGCAGAAGAUUGAAAGCUUACUCAAACACUACAAACAUGUCGAAGCUCUGAAAACAGCUCUUGAUGGUUCGCCUUUGACAACUUAUGAUGAACGUUGCAAGUCGGCUAAUUGGAUAGUUGUGCACAGAGCUAUCAUGGCGAUAAAGGAUAUCGACGGAAUGCUAAAUUCUCUUGCUGCCGAGUAUUACGACAUUCUCAUGAAGUACUUGUAUAGAGGUCUUUCGACUGGGAACGAACCCACAUGCGAACAAUGUUUGAUAAUUCACGAGAAACUAAUAGAGAGAGCUGGUCUCGGUUGCAUUCUGCGUUGUCUUAGUGAUACCAACUCCGUUUAAAACCAUCAAGCUGAUGUUUACUUGUUACUUUGUUUCUUGUUUUGUAUGAAUGUUUCUCCCAAAUCUCAAAGCUAAUUCAAUAGAUUAUAGAAAGUGGAAUAUAAUAAACUGGAGAACCUAAGAUCCUUUCACAAA